Perkinsus marinus ATCC 50983 is the source of this 152-nucleotide messenger RNA. RefSeq lists its product as hypothetical. The record is from RefSeq and is a predicted model, not a curated record. The transcript has a single exon. The annotation marks the transcript as partial. Lineage: Eukaryota; Perkinsozoa; Perkinsida; Perkinsidae.
AUCCGUUCGGCCCAUCUCUGAUCGACUCCUGCGACCAGCUGCACAUUCUGGGCUUUUACCACUCUUUUAAUCCUCGGUUUCAUGGGUCUCUGUCAGUUGGAAGUGUUGAACACGGUCGAAUAGCCAGUGGCCAUGCAAUCAUGUGGAGUCCA